UUAGCAUUUCAGCCAACACAGUGGCAGAGCGCAUUUCUGACAUGUCAGGAAACAUUUACGAUCAACUGCGUGAGAAAGCUAAACAUUUCCAUUCAUUCUCACUCGCUCUUGAUGAGAGCACAGACGUCACUGACACUGCGCAGCUCGCAAUAUAUGUCCGUGGUGUUGAUGAUAAUUUUGAAGUGACGAAGGAGUUGCUCACAAUGAUUCCAAUGCAUGGCCAGACCACCGGUCAGGAAAUAUUCCGCCAGCUGUGUGAUUCCAUUGUGGAUGCCGGCUUACUAUGGAAGCGUUUUGCUGGAAUAACAACUGACGGAGCGCCAUCAAUGACAGGGAGGAAAAAUGGACUGGUGGCACUUGUUAAAAAAAAACUGGAAGAGGAGGGUGUGGAAGAGGCCAUUACUCUGCACUGCAUUAUCCACCAGCAGGCCCUUUGCAGCAAAUGCCUGAAGUUUGACAAUGUGAUGUUUGACGUUGUGAAAUUCAUCAACCAUAUCAGAUCCAGGGGUUUAAAGCACCGGCAGUUUCGCGCUUUUUUGGAGGAAAUAGAUUCAGCAUAUGAGGACGUGCUCUACUUCACCGAGGUACGUUGGCUUAGUAGGGGGAAGGUAUUGAAGAGGUUUUUUGAGUUGAGAGCAGAAGUGAAAGCCUUCAUGGAGAAGGAUGGGAUGACUGUUCCUGUACUAAGUGAUCCCAAAUGGCUAAUGGACUUAGCUUUUCUGGUUGACAUCACACAGGAGCUGAAUGUACUUAAUAAGAAGUUACAAGGCCAGGGCCAGCUUGUAAGUGCUGCAUAUGACAAUGUCAGAGCAUUCUCCACAAAAAUUGUAUUAUGGAAAGCCCAGCUUUCCCAGACAAACCUCUGCCAUUUCCCAGCAUGCAAGGCACUCAUGGAUUCAGGCACAACAUUCAGUGGUGAGAAGUAUGCUGAUACCAUUGGAAAGCUACAGGAUGAAUUUGACAACAGGUUUGCAGACUUCAAGACACACAGAGCCACUUUUCAAAUUUUUGCUGACCCCUUCUCUUUCGAUGUGGAAGAUGCCCCCCCCUGUGCUUCAGAUGGAGCUAAUUGACCUGCAGUGCAAUUCUGAACUCAAAGCCAAGUUCAGAGAGGUGAGUGGAAAAACAGACAAGCUUGGACAAUUUUUGAGAGAAUUGCCCCCCACCUUCCCUGAGCUUUCCAGGAUGUUUAAGCGGAUCAUGUGCCUUUUUGGCAGCACCUAUCUGUGUGAAAAGCUCUUCUCCACAAUGAACUUUAAUAAGUCAAAGUUCAGGUCCAAACUUAAAGAUGACCAUCUUAAAGCCAUACUGAGGGUCUCAGUUGCUUCCUCCCUCAAGCCAAAUGUGGAUCAGCUGUGUGAGAGGAAGCGCUGCCAAGUCUCUGGCAGCAAGGAGUAGGAGGAACUUCACCCAGAGUCUACCUCCAGCGGCC
Messenger RNA from Pseudoliparis swirei, 1432 nucleotides. Its product is annotated as general transcription factor II-I repeat domain-containing protein 2A-like. Bases 42 to 1073 code for a protein of 343 amino acids. The record is from RefSeq and is a predicted model, not a curated record. The transcript has 2 exons. NCBI's taxonomy places the organism in Eukaryota, Metazoa, Chordata, Actinopteri, Perciformes, Liparidae.